AUGCCAUCAAUGGAAGCCAAUAUCAUUCUCCAAAAUGACGGAGACAUGGAAAGAUACGAAUCAUCACUUGUCAAAUUUAUGGAAUCAAUGGAAUCCAAUGUGUGCUAUGAAAGAACCAUUUGUGAUCAAUUGUCCCUAGAAACAAUCGACUUUAAAAAGAAUCAAUUAACCUAUGUAAUGGUAGUUCCAAAGGAAUUUUGUAACUUGCUAAAUACUCUUCAUGGUGGAAUCAUUGCAUCUCUUUGUGAUGUUGUAAGUUCAAAUGCAGUUGUUUUAUUUACCAAUGAUACCAAACAAAGUUUUAGUAUAGAUCUUUCUAUAAACUAUGCAACUGCUGCACCAUUGGGCCAACCAAUUACAAUUGUUUCCAAUGUAUAUAAAAUUGGUAAAAAACUAGUCUUUACUGAAACCACCAUAUCAAAUACCUCUGGUGUUUGUAUCGCAAAGGGAACUCAUAACAAAUAUAUCAGAUAA
Molecule: messenger RNA, 474 nt
Organism: Cavenderia fasciculata
Lineage: Eukaryota; Evosea; Eumycetozoa; Acytosteliales; Cavenderiaceae
Product: thioesterase superfamily protein
Exons: 2
Coding region: 1-474 (157 amino acids)
Molecular function (GO): fatty acyl-CoA hydrolase activity
Source: RefSeq, a predicted model, not a curated record